This is a messenger RNA of Arctia plantaginis, 423 nucleotides long. NCBI's taxonomy places the organism in Eukaryota, Metazoa, Arthropoda, Insecta, Lepidoptera, Erebidae. The record is from the annotation of a GenBank genome assembly.
AUGGAUGUUCGAGGAAGUGAUGACCUAUCGCACACUUUAUCGUCAGACUCGUCGAGCACUCGGCGUCGUCCGCCACAGGUAGUGAAUGUGUGGCGGCGAGUGAGUGGCCCGCACCCGACCGCUUUGUUUACAUUCCAUCGUGCCGCAGCCGACAGCCUGCCACUCCGUACCGCCUCGAUUAAGGGCAAAUCAAUAAGGCAGCCGAUAGCGAGCGAGUUUAAUAGAGUGAGCGAGUCGAGUCGAGCGCCCUCAUUACCCCCGCAAUUAGCGCACGCCGCGCUCCCGCCGACGACGACGCACCCCGCGCGAAAAACGAAUAAAAAGAGCUGCCCUCAAAAUGGCCGCCGCCUCCCCCGCCUCUCCGCACCGACCGCCCGUCGACCCCCGCGCCGCUUCGUGAUUGCAUCCCCGCAGCUCUUAUAA